CAGUGUUUUAACCAGACCAGCACUCGUGAGACUGCACAAUACUGGUAAUGCCUAAAAUGGUGUCGAUCGCAACCCUCAAACACCGUGGCUGGCGGACACCGGUGGUCAGGGAAACUGUCUGACUGAAGAAGGAGUCCUUCGGGGAGAUGUUUCUCGGAGGACUCCGGAGGCAGAUGCACGGUAGCGACAGGCCUGAAGGGCGGCAGCUACCCUGCUCAGCAUGCUGCUCACGUUGGAGCGACAUCUCUGCUGUUUUGGCAUUGUGGGAUAGCUCGUCUGACUAUUUUCACCUGACCAGCGCUGAAUUUGGAGGCAUGAGAAGAUGCUGCUGGAUGAAUGCAGACUAACGGCCCUCUGGGAAUGUUACACACAGGAAGAGGAGGAAAACAGUAACUGUGUUCGUCACACCACCAGCUAGCAACAAAUUUCAAAAGGACGGGACGAAGGAACAGGAGCCAGUAACACCUAAACCAUGCGUCAGGAUCACGACUUUCUUCUUCCCAUCGUUCUUCCAGGAGGGAAAAACACUCAGAAAAACCCAACAAGCAUCAACACAAAGCAGCAAAAGGAAAUGUGUAGCACUGCAGCUGGCAAAAACGUGAGAAAGAACAAAAAAAGACACAAAGCACAUCCUUACUCUUCAAAUCAGCAUGUUAAUACGUCGUUCUUGGUAGUCUGUUAAGCAUGCCAAAUGUUAAUGCAAUCAAGCCUCGUUAAGCCUUCAUCUGGCGUGCGCUUGAGGAAGAAGGCAGCUUCAAGAGUCACCUCAUUUGUCUCAAGACCAGGCAACUCCUCCUGAUUCUACACACAGUCUGCAGGCCACCUGCUACCACACAAUUCAACAAUUUUGUGAAGUGUUUGUCAGCAGGGACUCCGGGAAGGCGGUCAGGUGUGGGCGGUUUGUUGGGGAUCCAUUUGAGUUUAUACGUGCCGCGGAGUGAGGACAUCGACGGCGGCGUAGCGGCUCGGAGACAGGAGAGCAUCAGAAUGUUUGGCUGUUAUCGGGUUCAGAGAGUCGACCAACAGUCGAGCGUCACACAGAGUACAGGCCUCCUAUUAGCAUGGAUUUGAAAAGCUACUGUUUUUACAAAGGUGCUCAUUAGCACAACACAGAGGGAGCGUGGUCGCGGUCCUCAGAGGGCCGCUUCUGUUCUUGUCGACUCACCUUCCAUAUUCAAAUUUCCCCAAAUGUAGUUAAGUUCAAGGCCAGUUGCAAAUCUGUUUGAACAGCCUGUUUUUCAGCUGCUGAGCGCUUUUGGGACUGUGGAGAAAAACGGUCAGGAGAGAGGAGUGGAGCAAUGUACACACUGUUUCCACCUACCCCGGGGGUAGAUAUUUUACCAGCUCCCUCUGCAUCAGUUGCAUUAAAAGAUCAGUGGCACCAUACAACUGGAUCAAACGGGACACUUCAUACCAAGCUGGUAAAUAAGGGUCAGGCAAGGUCUAGGGGCACAUGCUGGUGUCGCUCAUCGCUGCUUGUUUGGAAACCACCAGUCCAUCCCCAUCUCUAAGGAGUAGCCACCACUCUGCUGCAGGCAGGUGAUCCAAGCAUCUUUUAAAAAUCAGUUUUAAAUUUUUGCAUAUAUGUCAUACACAUCAUAUCGUAAAAUUGGUACCUCAGUUGGAUAAGGAGUUGGGCUGUCAAUAUGUAGACCUGGGUUCACACUACCUGUGUCUAUGGGCAAGACACAUCACCAGCAUUAUCUCAGUCCACCCAGCUGUAAGUGGGUAGCAGGCUUGGCUUGGGAAGUAACCUGCUUUGGACUGGUGUCCCAUCCAGGGGGUGUCAUGUAGAAAGGUUACAUACGCACAAAAACAUAGCACACAUCCUUCUCCACGAUAACGUACAGAUGUAUCAAAAGUGAAAUGACUGUGGAAAUGUGCAGUGCCCCACGCCAAGUUCAUGGCUUGCGUAAGCACAUUUCUACAGCUAUUGUUCCUCUAGCAACAUGUAGAAGUGAUGUUGGGAACCAUUAAUAGUGUGAAAACAAAAGUCAUCACAGUGAUUUUCACAUCAGAGACACACUUGUGAACAAUUAACACACCCAUGUGUUUGCAGUUAUAUGGGUGGAUAUAAAUGCAUGCGCAAAGUGAUGUGUAAAAUGGCACUAACAAUGGCUACAUUGGUGGCAACACAAGGAUUUAUUUGCUAAUGAUGAAAAUUGGCUCAUAAGCUGAUUUUGUUUACCAAGGCCACUGUUACUGGAGUUGUGUGCAGAACUGCGGCCGAUCCUAGAGUGCAAUACGGCAAGGAGCCAGGGGUUGUCUAUGCCCACACAGGUGCUGACCAUGCUGGGCUUCCUGGCAACAGGGGUAUUCCCACGGGAGCUGACCGAUCGGUCAGGAGUGUGCCAGUGAACCUUGAGUCGAGCCAUGCCAGUUGUUUGGAAUGCCAUCAUCUGAAUCAGUCAUCCAGCAAUCACCUGACAAAGGCACCUAGGAGGCGAGUGAAUGAGUGAUGCCUGGUCUGUCUCCUGCAGCACUCCGGUUUCUAGUGUCCGCCACCGGGCAGAGGCGUGAUGAAGAAAAAGGGGAGAUAACACACUUGCAAACUGUGUUUGAACCUCCUCUGUAUGCAUGCAGGGUGCGGCCCCUUUGUCCCUCCGUUCACAGGCUGCUGAAUAGAAUGGCCGCUGAUGACCGGCACCUACCGUCGAGUUGUGGCUCCUACAUCAAGACGGAGCCAUCCAGCCCUUCUUCGGUCAUCGACACGGUUAGCCACCACAGCCCCAGUGGUAACUCAGACGCCAGUGGUGGCUAUGUCAGUGCCAUGAACAGCCAUUCCAACGGCCUGGACUCUCCACCUAUGUUCUCCCCCGGUGGACUCGGGGCCGGCGCCUGCCGCAAGCGCUAUGAUGACUGCUCCAGCACCAUCAUGGAGGACUCAUCCAUUAAGUGCGAAUACAUGUUGAACUCCCUCCCCAAGAGGCUGUGCCUGGUCUGUGGAGAUAUAGCCUCAGGGUAUCACUAUGGGGUGGCCUCAUGUGAGGCCUGCAAAGCCUUUUUUAAAAGGACAAUACAAGGGAACAUAGAAUACAGCUGUCCCGCCACAAAUGAGUGCGAGAUCACAAAACGGAGACGCAAAUCAUGUCAGGCGUGUCGCUUCAUGAAAUGCCUCAAAGUGGGGAUGCUCAAAGAAGGUAAGAAGAGAGUUCGUCUGGACCGCGUGCGAGGAGGCCGACAGAAAUACAAGAGGAGGUUGGACUCUGAAAACAAUCCGUACCUGGGCUUGACGCUUCCCCCUCCCACCAAAAAGCCCCUCACAAAGAUAGUGUCUCACCUGUUGGUGGCAGAACCAGAGAAGAUCUACGCCAUGCCCGACCCCACCAUCCCGGAGAGCGACAUCAAGGCUUUGACCACACUGUGCGACCUGGCUGACCGUGAGCUGGUGGUCAUCAUCGGCUGGGCCAAACACAUCCCAGGAUUCUCCACUCUUUCUCUGGGAGAUCAGAUGAGUCUACUGCAAAGCGCCUGGAUGGAGAUCCUCAUCCUCAGCAUUGUGUUCCGCUCGCUGCCGUAUGAAGAUGAGCUGGUGUACGCCGAGGACUACAUCAUGGACGAGGAGCACUCGCGGCUGACGGGCCUGCUCGACCUCUACGUCUCCAUCCUGCAACUGGUCCGCAAAUACAAAAAGCUCAAAGUGGAGAAGGAGGAGUUUGUCACGCUGAAGGCCAUCGCGCUCGCAAACUCAGACUCCAUGCACAUAGAGGACAUGGAGGCGGUCCAGAAGCUUCAGGACGCGCUCCACGAAGCCUUGCAGGACUAUGAGAGCAGCCAGCACCAGGAUGACCCACGGCGGGCGGGAAAACUGCUCAUGACCCUGCCCCUGCUGCGGCAGACGGCCACCAAAGCUGUGCAGCACUUUUACAGCAUCAAGGUGCAGGGCAAGGUGCCCAUGCACAAACUCUUCCUGGAGAUGCUGGAGGCCAAAGUCUGAUGCAGUGACUCAGAGAGUGACUGGAACCAAGACUGAAAGUACUCAGGGGAGGGAGAACCCCACUGACUGUGUAAGGCAGAACGGACACUGACCUCUCUCACUCGUCCUCCUGGAACCCCGGGACUCUAAAAAAAUUAAAU
Thalassophryne amazonica is the source of this 4077-nucleotide messenger RNA. RefSeq names its product estrogen-related receptor beta (gene esrrb). Gene Ontology annotation, molecular function: steroid binding; zinc ion binding; sequence-specific DNA binding. Gene Ontology annotation, cellular component: nucleus. The record is from RefSeq and is a predicted model, not a curated record. The transcript is spliced from 10 exons. The coding region runs from base 2459 to 3937 and encodes 492 amino acids. NCBI's taxonomy places the organism in Eukaryota, Metazoa, Chordata, Actinopteri, Batrachoidiformes, Batrachoididae. Gene Ontology annotation, biological process: regulation of DNA-templated transcription.